Cherax quadricarinatus is the source of this 3338-nucleotide messenger RNA. Lineage: Eukaryota; Metazoa; Arthropoda; Malacostraca; Decapoda; Parastacidae. The record is from RefSeq and is a predicted model, not a curated record.
CUCUCACACACACACACACCUCAGUUCAGUGCUAGCAUCGUGUUGACGUGGAUGGUUCACUCACUGUCACAGCGUGGCCUAGGCGAGGGCAUUAGAGAAGCAUUUGAUAUACAGUUCCGCAAGAGGUGCAACAUCAAGCAGUUGCUCAUAUGAGAUGGAGGUCAUUUCUGGUUCACAGGACCCACUGUUUAUCCACAACACUCCAGACAGCCAUCAUGCUUAUGUCAACGCUGGACUACAGCUGGAUGGCUCAACAAGCACAAUUGCGCAGUCGUCAGUGAAAUCAUGUUCAACAAUAACAGAAGACACAGAAGAUUUACAAGCAAAACAAUCUGACAAGUCAGCUUCAUCUCGUGGAUGCUGCAGCUCCUGCUUGAGGAGCCACAGUGAUCUCCCUGAUAACCCAACAACGACACAGCGUAUAAAAUAUGCCUUCUCUUGUCCGCCCCAUGGAAAAAUUGGAGAUUGUCUCAUUUGGAUAGUGUUGUGCCUGGCUUUAUGGGGCUGCCUCAUCUCUAUUACGUGGGAGAUGGCUCUUCCUGGUGGGAAGUUAUUUAGUCUCCUCUUACUGUAUGUGAUGGCGCUGCUGGCUGGGCUGAUGGCCGACUUUGUAGGCCUACCUUCAUUACUUGGCAACUUGGUAAUGGGAAUACUUUUCAGCAGUAUUCCUGGGAUAAAUGCUCUUGGUCAUAAUAUUGAUAUAUAUUAUUCGUCUGUUCUAAGGAACAUUGCACUUACAAUUAUAUUAAUACGUGCUGGACUCGGACUGGAUCCAGUCGCCCUGAAGAAGUUAAGCUGCACUGUACUACGCUUGGCUUUCCUUCCUUGUUUAGUAGAAACAGUAACAAUGGGCAUUGCAUCAGCGUUCUUCCUUGAUCUACCCUGGAGCUGGAGUCUUAUGCUUGGGUUUGUUGUUGCUGCAGUAUCACCAGCAGUGGUGGUGCCAAGUUUAUUAAGAUUAAGUGAAGAAGGUUAUGGGGUGGACCAAGGUAUUCCAACACUGGUCAUCGCAGCUGCCAGCAUUGAUGACGUCUUGGCUAUCACUGGCUUUAGCAUCAUGCUGGGGUUAACAUUUGCUAAAGUGUCUGACAGGUUGUACACGAAUGGUAUACCUUAUAAAGAAAAGACAAAUCGAUCAACAUACAAGUUUGUCAUCAUCUUCAGCCUGAGCGCCCUGGCCAUUUUUGGCAGCCAUAGGGCUGAACUGGAAAGUUCUGGACCAAUAUUAGUACUGACUUUAGCCUUCGUUGCUGGGUUAGGCUGGCGCAAACUGGGCACCGAGGAUCCUGAAGUUUGUGCUAACUACCGGUUUAUGUGGGAGAUCUUCCAGCCGAUACUCUUUGCUUCAAUUGGAUCUGAAAUUGAUGACAGCACCUCCAGCUUCACCAUUACUGUCUCCCAGGACAGCACCUCCAGCUUCACCAUUACUGUCUCCCAGGACAGUACCUCCAGCUUCACCAUUACUGUCUCCCAGGACAGCACCUCCAGCUUCACCAUUACUGUCUCCCAGGACAGCACCUCCAGCUUCACCAUUACUGUCUCCCAGGACAGCACCUCCAGCUUCACCAUUACUGUCUCCCAGGACAGCACUAUCAGCCCCACAUUUACUGACUACCAGGACAUCACCUCCAGCCUUACAGUUUCUGACUACAUGAUUGGAGCGACAGAUCCUGGCACUAUUGGCUGGGGGAUGUUAGCCUUAUUAAUUGGAGUCGCCUUCAGAAUAGCUACUUCGUUCGUUGUGGUGAUGGGCGCUUCCUUGACAGCAUGGGAGCGUUUAUUCAUUGCCAUUGCAUGGCUUCCCAAGGCUACUGUUCAGGCUGCCAUCGGCUCUCAGGCUCUAGAUCACGUGCUGCAGCAUGGUGGUGACGAUAUAGAUCAUAUUCGGGGGCAACAGGUUGUUACUUUAGCAGUCAUGGCUAUUUUAUUAACUGCGCCUCUUGGGGCGGUAGCGGUCAGGUUCGCAGGUCCGAGGCUUCUUGCGAAAUGCCAACCAAAACCUUAGGAAAUGGUCCAGAAAUUACUGUGUUGAGGAAUUAAGGUUGAUCAUUGAGACACGUGUAACAAACAGUAGGUUUCUUCAUCCGAAUGUAUAUGAGACAGCAAAAGCAGUAGAAUGUGAAGACAAUGUAAUCAGUCCAUCUUUGAAGACGUCAUUUUGAGGUGGUCAGUCCCUCAGCCUGGAGAAGAAUUUUACUCUAUAGUCUGGAACAAAGUGAAGCUGAGGUAACAAGUGGUCAUGCCCGACCACUAGUUACGAGUGUGAAAGAAGUUAAGUGGGUUAGUCCCAGAAGGUUUUCUGCACUGCAACUCAGUGACAGUAUUCUUACUACUAGUGGGCGCCGUCUCUCCUGUUGUCAACAUUAUCUACGCCUCACAUUGACUAUAUAAGUCUCCAUUCAGUUACUUCAAACUUACAUUGUUCCAGAUAACCAGCACAUAGAAUGAAACUUAUUACGACGUUUCCGUCCUAUUUAUACCAUUAACUAGUCACACAGAAGUGCGAAGGGAGGGGAGCCAGUAUAAAUACCAGAGGGACACAGAGCCAAGAGCAGAACAAAAGGAGGUAAAAGAAAAACAAAAAUAGUGGUGGUGGUGGUGGUGGUGGUAGCAGUAACAGUAGUAGUAGUAGUGAUAGUAGCAUUAGUGCUAAGGAAAAAAUGGUAGUAGUAAUACUAGUGAAGGACAAAUUUCACUUCACUCGUGACUUAACCUGAUCCUCAUCUUCUCCCAAGGUGAGUUCUGUCCUAUGAGUUUUUACCUUGUGCUUUUGGUCCCACCCUCGUGAGUUAUUGUCUCUCCUUCACUGCUUCUUCUCAUUUUCUCUUGUCCUUAAACUACCUUCACUACUGCUACUACUACUAUUGCCUAUGCUAGUACCACCACCAUUACCACAACUACUUCAACCACUGUUUCUACUACCUUGUCUCAUUCUUCCGGCACCGCCCACUUGUGUAUAUACUGGCGUCCUUCCGAGUCAGGCCGAAACGUCGUCGUAAGUUUCAUUCCUCUAUGUGCGGGUUAUUAGUGUAUGAAAAUAGGUCUAAUAGAAUUUCCUGGUUUGAGAAUUUUAAACUAUAAAAGAGAAGAAGUGUCGCUCCUCAUUUAAAAUUUCGCUUUAAAUUCUUGUAUUAGCAUUAACUUGUUCAGUAAGAUAUUUAGCAGAACAACACACCAUUGUUGAUGUUGUUACACUGAUGAUGUAUGAAUGUCAACCAUAACAUUGUUUAUACAGGAAACUUAAUUAAUCUGUGAUGUAGUCAGUUCUUUAAAAGAUUCGUCUUUAUAGCAUAUAAUGUAAAUUGUGACUUUUUUACUAGAUGAAACAUUUACCUGUC